Messenger RNA from Archocentrus centrarchus (flier cichlid), 5432 nucleotides. Its product is annotated as band 4.1-like protein 3. The record is from RefSeq and is a predicted model, not a curated record. Lineage: Eukaryota; Metazoa; Chordata; Actinopteri; Cichliformes; Cichlidae. Gene Ontology annotation, molecular function: actin binding; structural molecule activity. Gene Ontology annotation, cellular component: plasma membrane; cytoskeleton. Gene Ontology annotation, biological process: actomyosin structure organization.
AUGCGCCCACACCCCAGAGGAGGAAGACCCCGACGGGGCCCCCACAGUCAACGGGCAAGAGCCCAGAGAGCCAGAGGCAAUGAGCAGCCCACCUCUCUGGCAGGCCGGCCCCCCCAGCAUGAGCCAAGAAUGCAGCCCCGAGGCCCCGGGUGCCCGGGAACCGCCCGACGCCAAAGAGGCCCGAGCCACCCCCAGGCUACAGCCGCCAAGGGAGUGGGCCAGAAGCCACGCCAAGACAUCCGGCCACGCACCCCAGGAUCCCCAGGCACCCACAUCCCAGGGGCGGCAGUGACAAUCCGUGGGGAGCAGCGGGGAGCGAGGACAUGCGGGCACCCCAGCAUCCCGGAAUGCCGGCCAGACAUCCCGACGUGGGCCAACCUACCCCACACGGUGGUGCACCAAAGGGAGCGCAGACCCCUCCAGCACAGGAAGGGGCCCAGCCGGGUAACGGGCGACCCCGGGCACCAGGGCCCUAGACCCACACCCCAACUCCCGCAGAGGGGGCCGGCCACCCGGCCCAGGGCCAGCCCCCACCACCACAGGCACCCCAGCCCCCAACCCAAAGGCCAUAAGAGCAUCCAUCCAAGCCCCCCCACCACCAGGGGAGAGAAGGGUGGGGUGUCCCAGAGCCAAGCUCAGAGCUCCUUGGCUGAGGACUCGGCCAGUAACCUGUCAUCGAGUAGUUGGAUCGCUCGCUCUCCUGCUAGAAACCCAUUGAGCUUUAGAACAAUGCAGGCCAGAGUGACCCUACUAGAUGGGUCCAUGUUCACCUGCACCGUGGAGAAACGAGCUCGAGGUCUGCAGCUGUUUGAGAAGGUUUGUGAACACAUUAACCUGCUAGAGAGAGACUACUUCGCUUUGUCCUUCAGAGAUGCUGACAACAACAAGAACUGGUUGGAUCCAGCAAAGGAGAUGAAAAAGCAGGUCAGAGGUGUUCCCUGGAACUUCUCCUUUAAUGUAAAGUUUUACCCUCCAGACCCUGCACAGCUGUCUGAGGACAUCACCAGGUACUUCCUGUGUCUUCAGCUCAGGCAGGAUAUAGUUUCUGGUCGUCUUCCCUGUUCAUUUGCCACUCAUUCAUCCUUGGCUCCUACACAGGUCCAAUCAGAGCUCGGAGACUAUGAUCCUGAUGAGUGUGGUGCAGACUACAUCAGUGAAUUAUGCUUCGCUCCUAAUCAAACUAAAGAAAUGGAAGAGAAGAUCAUGGAGCUCCACAAAACCUACAGAGGAAUGACUCCAGCUGAAGCAGAGAUGCACUUCCUGGAAAAUGUAAAGAAACUUUCCAUGUAUGGAGUCGACCUCCAUCAUGCAAAGAUGAUAGGAAGCGCCUUUGCUUGCCUGUCAGCUAAGUCAGAGGACUCAGAGGGUGUGGCCAUUAUGCUGGGUGUGUGCAGCAGUGGCCUGCUGGUCUACAGAGAUAGACUGAGGAUCAACAGAUUCUCAUGGCCAAAGAUCUUGAAGAUUUCAUACAAAAGGAACAACUUCUACAUCAAGAUCCGACCAGGAGAGUUUGAGCAGUUUGAGUCAACCAUUGGUUUUAAGCUGCUGAACCACAGAGCUGCUAAGAGACUGUGGAAGGUCUGUGUGGAACACCACGCCUUUUUCAGGCUUGUAUCACAAGAGGAAACUCCUAAGAAGUUCCUGACUCUGGGUUCAAAGUUUCGUUACAGCGGUCGAACUCAGAUUCAGAGUCGCAGAGCCAGUGCUCAGAUAUCCAGACCAGCGCCACAUUUCCCACGAUGUAUCAGCAAGAGGAGCAUGUUAAGCCGCAGUCUAGAUGGAGCUUCACAGACUGGACCUACCUCCUCUCCGAUUGUCUCUCAAGCCAUCACAGCUUCCCCCAAAGCCAAUGGUGGUGCUUACACAGAUAUGGGCUCUGGCUUGUAUGGAGCAUCUAAAGCCAUCGCCAUCAGUGAUCUCAUCACCACAGUAACACCUGAGAAGAGAAUGGAAGAGAGCAGUGAAGGUCAAGUUGAAGAGGUGCAGGAGGUGGAUAAAGUGAAUGAGAAGGAGCAGGAGGAAGAGGAAGAGGAGACCAAAGACACUGAGAUUUCACAGCAGAGUAUUCUGACUCCUCCGAAAUUAGACACCAAAACUGAGCUAACUGACACUGCUGUGGACGAUGACCUGACAGCUACUGAGUCUGACCAGGAUGAAGAUUUGAAAACUCAGGGGACGUUGGGUAGUCCAGAGGAGAUGCAGAAAUCUGAGAGCACCAUCAGCGCUCUCAGACGUUCCUUUUUAGAGGGAGGAGAAGGAGGAGGAGGAGGAGGGAUGACAGAGUGGGAGAAGCGUCUGUCCUCCUCACCUCUCCGGAGAGCUGACGACUCCCCAAUGAUCGAACCUCUGGAGCCUGACGAGCCUAAACCUACAUUUGAUGACAUGUCUCCUGGGCUGAUGGCUCUGCUGAAGUCGGCCAGAGAACAUCAAACCAUCAGAGAACACAACCUGCAGAAGACUUCAGAAAAGGUGGAGACGGUCUUGCUAGUGACACAGCCGCAUGACCAGGACCAGUCAAUGGCGGACCAGCGUAAGGUAGCAAAAGGAAGUCAUGUGGGCACGCCUUUUAGUAACCCACCAGCCCCUCCAGCAGGGGUUGGCAUUUCGAGUGUUGAUGAUAGUGCACAGCAAUGGGCCUGUGACAGUUUUGAUGAUGUUGACCAGGCUAUUAGUCCAAUAAGUAAACAUAAUGUAAGUGAUGAUAAUGAUGAUGAUGAUGAUGAUGAUGAUAUUGAUGAUGAUGAUAUCAGCUAUGAGCCCAACAGCCAGGGUAGCAAUGACAAUGUUAGUGAGGCUAGUGAGGAUGCUGUAAGUGUGUUAGUGCUGGCAGCAGUGGAGGAGGCCAUAGAGGCUGCAGUCAGACAGGCUCAGACCCCCGACGCUAACGACACUAAUCAGGCUAACAUUAAUAAUAAGACAGCAGUUAGCUUUUGUGAGCAGGAGCAAGCUAGCACUGUCCUGGACUCUCAAGAACCUGGGACUCUUCAUUACCAUGACAAUGAAGACUCAGACGACUCACAGGAAGAGGAAGGAGGGUGGCAGUUUGAAGAAAACUCCCCUCCCCCCUCUUUACUCCACCCCGCAUCCAGCCACUUGGCCCAUCAGAUGCAACCAUCUGCCCACAGGGAUGACGAUGAGUCCAAAUCACUACAGGAGGUAACAUCUGAGACAAUUGUCCAAAUGACAUCUGCCCAAGUUACAACUGUCCCAAUUACACCUGCCCCAGUGAUUCCUCAUCUAGUUACCCUUGCCCCAGUUACACCAACCCAAAACUGCACCUACCCCACCGGACCCAGUGACUUUUGGCUCAGUGACCCUUGCUCCAGUAACUUUCUGAAUUAUACCUGCCCCACCUGGCCCCAUUCAACCCGCUUAGUGAUUUCUGAUCCAGUGACUCCUGCUCUUGUUAUAUCUACUAAAUUACACCUAUCCCAAAUUAAGGACUCACACAUGUCAGGUUUCAAUAUACCAAAUGAUAAAGGCAAAAGACAUCAAAAUGGGCUUUCAUUAACCAGUGGGUCAUAUGAUGCUGGCUGUAAAGCAUCAUAUGACUUUGAUAUUGUCUUUUUCAGGAGGGUACCAGUGAUGAGGAAGACUCUCACAUAUGAAGUUCCAGGGAGCCGAGUAGAAUCUGAUACUCCUCCUGGUCUGCUGCUGAGCUCACACACCUUUACCACCGAGACCUCCAACACCACUACCACCACUCACAUUACCAAGAUGGCAAAAGGGGGGAUUUCAGAAACCAGAAUCGAGAAGAGGAUUGUGAUUUCUGGAGACACAGAAAUCGACCACAACCAGGCCCUGGCAGUUGCGCUCAGUGAGGCGCAGCGGCAGCAUCCUGAGCUGUCCGUCACCCGAGUUGUUGUCCAUAAAGAGACCGAGGUCUCUCCUGAUCAUGUGACUAACGAAUGAUAUCAGGACUGAAUCUGGAGGCCUGAGGAAUUGUAGUCCAGCCUGCAGAGCCAGAAAAGACACUGUUCGCUGCAACUUCCACUGGGCACCGAUGAACUGAGCAUUUACAUGUGCACACAUUCAUGCAUGGACACUCACACACACAUACACAGCAUCACCUGCCUAUUUCACUGGGGGUGGGGCCAAUGGCUGAGUUAGCACUAGUUUGAUAGUGUGAUUAGAUGAUUAGAUUUAACUGAAAGUUGCAAAUACAACACAGAGAUGUGAGAGACAGACAUGUUUCCAUUGCAGCAGACAGCCAGAGCUGGAAUAACCUUCACUGGACCUUCACUACAAAUCAGCCUUCUGAUAUAUUUACUUAUAUAAGCCCCUUCCCACACCUCAUUCCCCAACACUUUAAGGUGGAUGUCUGAUUGGCUAGCUGACUCAGGUGUGCUUGCUCCUCCUUUUUGGGAGACAGCAGCUUUACAAAAUAUUCAGCAAAUAUUUAAAAAACGAUUGUGCUUCUAGCUAGCUUUACCUGGUGAGAAACUUGAUCUUUGCGAUGACCAUUUGAUGUAAACAGUUUCCUGUAUAACAAGUAAAACAGUACAACUGCUAGAAUACCCAUAGCAGCUAAAACUCUGCUUUGUAUUUACCCAUAAUGCAAUAGUAAUGUGCCAUUUGCUAAACUUUCCAUGAAAAUGACGAUGAAUGAUUCAUCUGUGUGUGUGUGUGUUUUUUUUUUUUAUUUCCGUAUCCAUUUAUUUAUUAAAUUACAAACUGAUCACAUCCCCUGAUCACAGACCACUCUCUUUAGUGUUGUCUUACAGACAGACUUCUGCUCUCCUGGUAUCACACUGACCAUCACCUCAUGAUGAAAGGUUACAGAUGUGUAAGAGACAAAUGUCUCCCAAAAGAUGUGCAGUCUACAAAAGAUGCAGUCUUCUUAGAUCAGGAAGGCUGAACCGAUGAUUAUUAAAGAGGGCUAGUCCAUGGAGGCCUUCCUGUUGCAUCAUGACGUGCUGCUUCUGUGUAAAAAAACUGUGAAAUCUAAGAGCUGUGAAAGUUAAAGGUCUUGCACGCAGCAUCUGACAAUGGCACUGCUAUGCUCUGAAACCUGUUGUGGCUUUCAGUGUGCAAGAGUUAAAUGAGUUCAGUUGUAAACAUCAAAAGGUCAAGGCAACAGGCGCACAUAAUGCUAAUCUAAAAACAUCACCUAUAACAGCAAAACACUAACAUGGAUUAUUUUACUUCACAUUUUACCUUUCAGAUCUGAAGUCCUUGUUUGUGAAUACUCACUUCCUGUUUUCUAAACCAGACCACAUCACUGUAAUGUGAGAUAAACCGCAAUGAUUUUCAGCUGACUAGUGAAGUCCUGCUGAACCUUGACAACCAGAAAUGAAGACACAAAUGAGGUGUCACUUAUGGUAUGUAAGUGGGUGCUCUGGUGUCAUGAGUCGGUGGUCUGGCUGUCACGUCUACCCUGGAGGAGGUAUUUCUUGACCAUUGUGGCACUUAUCAGGCAACAAAAGAAUUGU